This is a messenger RNA of Ostreobium quekettii, 483 nucleotides long. Lineage: Eukaryota; Viridiplantae; Chlorophyta; Ulvophyceae; Bryopsidales; Ostreobiaceae. The record is from the annotation of a GenBank genome assembly.
AUGUCCCUCCUCCUGAACAGGGCGCCCCGGGGUGGAGGCCCCCGGGCGGCGGAGGCGACCACGCCGGCAUCGCCGAUCCCAUGCGGCCGCCCGAGGGUCGAGAGGCGGCGGAAUGGCGGGAUGCAAGGAACGAGGGGGCAGGGCAGGAGGGCGGGAGACAGGCGGGCCGCCGGGGGUCACGUGGUCGCCGCCGCGGAGGCAUCGGCGCCGUUCAGACCGGACGACGUUCUGCCUGACAACCUUGCCGAUUGCAUCUUCCAGUCCAGUGAAGCCACUGCUGCUGCAUUGAAGAAGGGCAUCCUAAGAUGUACAGUGGAGAUCCUGUUGCCCGAGUUCUGGGACCCAACGUCUGGACCAGUUUUUUCGGAGGAUGGCGACCAACAGCGCUUCUGGAAGCUGACCAGGAGGUUCGUUGACAACCUGAUGGCAUCAGGAGGAUAUGAGAGAGUCAGGGUGGGGCUCUGCACUACAGCUGUACCCUGA